Messenger RNA from Pollicipes pollicipes, 1386 nucleotides. RefSeq names its product ovostatin. The record is from RefSeq and is a predicted model, not a curated record. The transcript is spliced from 12 exons. Gene Ontology annotation, molecular function: endopeptidase inhibitor activity. Lineage: Eukaryota; Metazoa; Arthropoda; Thecostraca; Pollicipedomorpha; Pollicipedidae. Bases 62 to 1195 code for a protein of 377 amino acids.
UUCAUGGGUACAGGGCACAUGUUGGGUUAGUCGCCAGUCGCGCGACUCCCCUUGGGCCGGAAUGACGGUAUGGGUGUUACUCCUGCUGACAUGCGUGGCGGCGGCGGGCGCACUGAAGGCGCCUGAAAGUGGCUUCCUCUUCACAUCGCCCAAGUUGCUGCAAGCGGGCACCAGCGAACGCUUCUGCGUCACGCUCUUCAACCUGCCCGGGCCGGGGCGGAACGUGACCCUCAGUCUCUCGAGCAAGGCCGGGACACGCCCCUGGUCCACAACAGUGGAGCUGAUACCAGACACGGUGGACGCUGAUGGCGAUCACUGUUUUGACCUGGACGUGCCGCGCUCGGUACCCCCUUUCCGGGGUUACCUGGAUCUCCGCAUUGCCAACGCUGCCGGACUCCGCCUCUCAGACGGCUCCAAGGUGUCCAUCAAGGCUUUCACGCUGGUGACACUGGUUCAAACAGACAAGCCCAAGUACCGUCCAGGGGAUAAAGUCCUGAUCCGUGUCAUAUCCCUGCGAUAUGACCUCACACCUCUCAUCGAAAACAUUCCGGAGGUGUGGGUGACCACCCCAGACAACAUUCGCAUUGCCCAGUGGAGAGACAUCAAGACCACCGGUGGACUGAUUCAGCUGGAGGUGCAGCUGACCGAGGAGCCGCCCCUGGGCACCUGGACCAUCCAUGUGAGGACCUAUGAGGGGCAACUGAGGAGCAGUAGUCGGCGCGAAACACAUCGUUUCGUUGUGGAGGAGUACGUACUACCCACAUUUGAGGUCGAUGUCAAACGUCCGACCAGCGUACUCGAUGGAGAGAAGACCGUCACCGUCGACGUCUGCGCCAAGUACACCUUCGGCCAGCCACUGAUCGAAGCCACUGUGACUGUGAACGUGACUGGAGGAUUCGACUUGGAAUACGUCAGUGACACUCUCACGACGGACGAGACGGGCUGCGCCUCCUCGGAUCUGAUUGUGGAUGACCUGUUCCGUGAUUUUCGCACUUCACCUGCCACCAUUAACGUCACUGUGGAGGAGUUCGGCACGGGUCUCAGCCAAUCAGAGACGAGUUCCCUACGCAAAGAGUUCUUCAGUUCCGCCUCAGCCUCCGUUCCAGACAACGCACAGCUGUUCAUCAAGCCCGGCCUGCCCUACUACGGCCGGCUCCACAUCAAGGACCGUGAUGGUUCGUCCUUUCGCAAAUAAGAUCGUGGAGGUCUGCUUCAGGGCCAUCUAUAAGCCGAAAACAUCCAUACCGAGCGGGGAGGAUCCCACGAAGACCCCAGACGAUGAUCUGUUUGACGCCUACAAAAACCACUCGGAGCGCGUGCAGGCCGAGUUCGGCUACACGCCGCUGAUCUGGGAGACGGAGACUCCGCCGCGGCUCUCGACGGCCG